UGGUUUUAUCAUGACUGGUGGGUCUUUCUUGGCUUUGGCGCGCUUUUAGCGUUUGAACGUUCACGUCAGUUUUUUUAACAGCCAGUAUUUGAAUCAAAUAAUGUUACAUUUUCAAUAAAAAGUGAAUCAAAUAAUCUACCUAGCGAUAGGUGGCGCUAAUGCACUUAUGUAUCUGCGAUCUGCUGCUCUUAAACUAAACGAGGAAGUCUCGGGGAAGCCAAGACUAAAGGCAAAGGACUUUAUCACAGGGUAACGUUGAGUCUUCAAAGCUGAGUUCUUCUCCAACUAUACAGCAGUUCUCCCACAGUGAAGCUUCACCAGUAAAUGCUGAAAUAUUUCCAUCAAGAAGUGAAGCAAAGUUUGUGAGAGAACAGUGGGAACAUGAGUGAUUCAGGAGCCUGCACAAUAAAACAGGAAGACACUGAAGAACAAAUAGACUUGUUAAAUGAGAAGAGGGAGAUUGAAGAUCUGAUUAAAAGGGGAGAGAAACAUCACAUCAAAACAGAAGAAAACCUUCACAGUAUUUCAACGAUAAGAAAAGACAAUCCAUGUUUCACAUGCCUUCAGUGUACAAAGACUUUCUUAUGUCAGGAAGAUCUUAAUCUUCACAUGAAGAUUCAUAAAGAAGUGAAGCCACACACAUCUGAUCAACAUGAGAAGAUUUCCAAAGGAGAAGUAACAGAUAACAUGAAAGUCCACUCUGAGGAAACGGUGUACAAUUGUGAUCAGUGUGACAGGACGUUCACAGAUAAGAGAAAUUUAGCCGCACACUUGAAAUUUCACAGCGGAGAGAAGCCCUUCAUGUGUGAUCUGUGUGGGAGGAGUUUUCUUUAUGCAAAUACAUUAAAAAAACACCAGAAAUUACACAGCGCUGUGAAGGAUCACGUCUGCUCCAAGUGUGGCAAGAGCUUCUUCACAUAUAGUCAAUUAAAAAUCCACCACACAGCUCACGCUACAGAAAAACCUUUCAAAUGUUCUGAAUGUGGCAAGGGGUUUAAAUCAUUACAGUGUCAACGAAUACAUGAGUUGAUCCACAGUGGAGAAAAGCCACACAAGUGUGAUCAGUGCGAGAAGACUUUCAGACAGAAAAAAAGUUUAAGUUUACACAUCAGAAUCCACACUGGAGAGAAGCCGUACACGUGUGAUCAUUGUGGGAGGAGCUUCAGCAGAAAGGAAACCCUUAACAGUCACUUGAAAACCCACUCUGGGAAUAUGCUGUACACUUGUGCUCAGUGUGGGGAGGGUUUCUCAAAUGUAGGAAAUUUUACUGCACACAUGAAAACUCACUUCGGAGAGAACCCUUUCUUAUGUGAUCAAUGUGGGAAGGGUUUUCCUAAUAGGACUGCGUUAAAAAAACAUCAGAAUAUACACAAAGGUUUGAAGGAUCAUGUUUGCUCUACAUGUGGCAAGAGUUUUUUGACAAACGCUAUUUUAAAAGCGCAUGAAAGACUUCACACUACAGAAACGCCUUAUAAAUGUUCACACUGUGACAAGGCAUUUAAAUUAAUGCAGUAUCUGAAAAUACAUGAGAAGAUCCACACUGGAGAAAAGCCGUACUCCUGUGAUCCAUGUGGAAAGAGUUUCAGACUUAAAAGAGAUCUGGAUGUACACAUUGAAAAACACACUGACAAGAAGCCACACAAAUGUGAUCAGUGCGGGGCGGGUUUUGCCAGAAAAUUGAGUCUUGCUAAUCACAAGAAGAUCCACACCGGAGAGAACACAUGUGAUCAGUGUGGGAUGAGUUUUGCCAGAAAAAUGAGUCUUGAUAAUCACAUGAAAAUCCACACCAGACGGAAGUCUUUCACAUGUGAUCAUUGCGGGAUAAGUUUAGCCAGAAAGGAAAGUCUUGCUAAUCACAUAAAAAUCCACACUGGAGAGAAGCCGUUCACAUGUGAUCAUUGCGAGGCGUGUUUUGCCAGAAGGGACAGCCUUGCUAAUCACAAGAAGAUCCACACCGGAGAGAAUCUGCACAAAUGUGAUCAGUGUGGGAAAAGUUUCAGAAGAUAUAGUGUUUUUAAAGAUCAUCUGCUGACUCAUUCUCGAAAACGAAUCUAUAAAUGCGACCAGUGCGAUAAAAGCUUUUUUAGGCCAAGUUUUCUGAGGGACCACCUGAAAAUUCAUACAGAUGAGAGGCCAUACGUGUGUUAUUUGUGUGGGAAGAGUUUUCGUUAUACGAGUGGAUUAAAAUCACACCAGAAAAGGCACAGCGGUGUGAAGGAUCAUGCUUGCUCUGAGUGUGGCAAGACUUUCUAUUCUGUUAGUGCACUAAAAGGUCACCAGUCAGUUCACACUACAGAAACACCUUAUAAAUGUUCAUACUGCGACAAAAGAUUCAAACGGUUACAAUAUCUGAAAAUACACAAGAGGGUCCACACUGAAGAAAAGCCUUAUCCGUGUCAUUCGUGUGGGAAGAGGUUUACUUAUUCUACUACUCUGUACAGUCAUAAAAAAAGUUCAUGUCUGAAAGCAAAGUAGAUUUGACUUCUGAUGGUGUAUUGUUAGUGUAAUAUGCACCAAUUCUAAGUAGUAAAUAAAACAAGGAAAUCAAUUCUGCUUUUGAGCGCAUAUCCUUGUACUCAUUUUUGUGGAAGCUGACCAACAAAUUGUGCAGAAUUACUUGAUGACAAAAUUGCAGUUGAAUCCAGCUAACAAUCAAAUCUUUGUAAAACUAGGUAAUUUCCGAUUGUUAACUUGUGUGUUUACUGGAUGUUUUUGCCAGUGUUGCCAACUAUUUCCAAUGAAAAGUAGCUAAAGCCUGCCCGAAAAGUAGCUAAAUGUUGAUAGAUGAUGUCACGCACUAAUUUGCAUAUCAGUGACAUCAUCACAUAGCAUCUGACGAGCGUAAGCCCGUUAUGUCUCUCCUCUCUGAGGUGCCAUGUACUAUAUUAUAUUAAAACAUUACAUCCAGAUGCACAAUAAAUAGCUUCUCAUUGACAUAUUACUUUGAGCGAUGACAUCAUUGCGUAAUCGCAACUCAAAACUACAUCUUUAUGUAGUAUACAAAAAAAUAAUGACUGGCCAUCUCAGCAAAAACAUUUGAAAUAUGUUCGUUUAGAUUUGUAUGAAAAAUAGAGUUGACUAUUUGUAAAAGAAGGACAAACGUAGUUUUUGAUCAUUUUUAUUUUUUAAUAUAACACUGAUAAUGAACAGUUACAUUCCUUUAAACAAUCACAGCUUGUGUACUUACUCCUUUUAACUUGUGAAAUUAACACAAUUGUGAAAGUGAUAACAAUUAUAGCACUAUUGGAAUUUAUUGCUACCUAAAUUACCAACAAUUAUACAUGUUAACAGAUCUCAGUAAACUACCAUGUUAUAAAAACAAUCUGAGCUAGCAGUUUACUCUACUGAGUGGAGCCCGCAUCCACUGCUCUUUGGAGUCACUUUUUAAAAAUUGCUAAAAGUAGCCAGACAAAUGUUAAAAAUGGCUAAAUUUGUUGCUAAGUGCUUUUUGAAAAAAAAAAAGUUGCUAAAUCUAGCAACAAAAUUGCUAAGUUGGCAACACUGGUUUUUGCAUAGACGCGUCUUGUUUGCGAUAACAGUCUAAAAGGAGUUUUUUUAAUAAAGUCAACUUUAAUAUGAAUUAAAUGCAUAACUAUUGUUUAGACAUGUUUAAUCCCCUGAAAUUAGUGAAGGAUGUUAAUCCGAGCUGUGUUUUUUUUCCAUCUAGGAUAGUGAUAAGUCAAUUUCCCAGAAAAAAAACUCAUGUUUUUGGUCACUAUUUUGUAUUGAUGGUAUGAAAUGUAUAGCCAAACUCUAUGUAUCUGCAGAUAUCAUUCUUAAUCAUACACUAUGUAUCGGCAGAGACUUUAAUAUUUUGUUGAUUAUAUGAUUUUUAUUAU
Molecule: messenger RNA, 3839 nt
Organism: Danio aesculapii
Lineage: Eukaryota; Metazoa; Chordata; Actinopteri; Cypriniformes; Danionidae
Product: oocyte zinc finger protein XlCOF6-like
Exons: 3
Coding region: 382-2475 (697 amino acids)
Source: RefSeq, a predicted model, not a curated record